Molecule: messenger RNA, 792 nt
Organism: Physella acuta
Lineage: Eukaryota; Metazoa; Mollusca; Gastropoda; Physidae
Source: RefSeq, a predicted model, not a curated record
AUGGGGUCUAAAACUAAGACCAAGACACCAAUGUGGUCUAAAACUGAGACCAAGACACCAAUGUGGUCUAAAACUAAGACCAAGUCACCAAUGUGGUCUAAAACUAAGAACAAGUCACCAAUGUGGUCUAAAACUAAGAACAAGUCACCAAUGUGGCCUAAAACUGAGAACAAGUCACCAAUGGGGUCUAAAACUGAGACCAAGACACCAAUGGGGUCUAAAACUGAGACCAAGACACCAAUGGGGUCUAAAACUAAGACCAAGUCACCAAUGUGGUCUAAAACUAAGAACAAGUCACCAAUGUGGUCUAAAACUGAGAACAAGACACCAAUGUGGUCUAAAACUGAGAACAAGACACCAAUGUGGUCUAAAACUGAGAACAAGACACCAAUGGGGUCUAAAACUGAGACCAAGACACCAAUGGGGUCUAAAACUGAGACCAAGUCACCAAUGUGGUCUAAAACUAAGACCAAGUCACCAAUGUGGUCUAAAACUGAGAACAAGUCACCAAUGUGGCCUAAAACUGAGAACAAGUCACCAAUGUGGUCUAAAACUGAGAACAAGUCACCAAUGUGGUCUAAAACUGAGACCAAGACACCAAUGGGGUCUAAAACUGAGACCAAGACACCAAUGGGGUCUAAAACUGAGACCAAAACACCAAUGGGGUCUAAAACUGAGACCAAGACACCAAUGGGGUCUAAAACUGAGACCAAGACACCAAUGAGGUCUAAAACUGAGACCAAGACACCAAUGGGGUCUAAAACUGAGACCAAGACACCAAUAGGAUCGUAA